AUGCCGAAACGACGGCGGUCACCAACAAGUCCUCUGGAGAUUGCGAACCGGAAAACUGAUGAACAGUUUAUUAUCGACUAUCUUGAACCAAGGCGACCCGAGAUAAGACCAUGGAUAAACAGCUGGACCCAUCCCGAGACGGGUGCCGAAUACACAUUGAGUCUCGUGCGGUCUGAAGCCCUCAAUGAUGAUGAAAUUACGCGGUGCCUUCAUCUAAUUGAGCAGACGAGCCAAAAGGACUAUGAGAACUCAAGUUCUGGGUGGCAUCCCGCAAGGAAGCUCAAGGAGAUGAGGUCGCCUGGACUGCGAUAUAUCCUUGUCAAAACAAAGGAUACAGCAUCACUCCGUGGGUUUACUUCGCUAAUGCCGACCUACGAGGAAGGGCAGCCAGUCAUUUACUGUUAUGAAGUCCAUCUUCAAACAGACCUUCAGGGGACCGGCCUGGGUGCCUUGCUCAUGGGCUUCCAUUCAACAGCCGCAUCCAACCUGCCGCCCAUCACAAAGGUCAUGUUGACAUGCUUCUUGGCCAAUCAACGUGGUCUCGCCUUUUACAAAAAACUUGGUUUUGAGACCGACGAAAUUUCUCCGGUACCACGAAAGCUUCGUUACGGCAAGAUAUUUACACCAGACUAUGUGAUCCUCAGCAAGACAGUUCGUUCCGUUCUUGACAGUCAACCAAAGCUUGCGAAAGAACAAGACCCCGGACCCAAUCCCACCCCUCUCGCCAGUCCUGCGUCAUUGACACCAAAAGCCGGUUGA
Molecule: messenger RNA, 759 nt
Organism: Dichotomopilus funicola
Lineage: Eukaryota; Fungi; Ascomycota; Sordariomycetes; Sordariales; Chaetomiaceae
Exons: 3
Coding region: 1-759 (252 amino acids)
Cellular component (GO): nucleus
Molecular function (GO): histone H2A acetyltransferase activity; protein N-terminal-serine acetyltransferase activity; histone H4 acetyltransferase activity
Source: RefSeq, a predicted model, not a curated record